Molecule: messenger RNA, 382 nt
Organism: Laetiporus sulphureus 93-53
Lineage: Eukaryota; Fungi; Basidiomycota; Agaricomycetes; Polyporales; Laetiporaceae
Exons: 1
Coding region: 82-345 (87 amino acids)
Source: RefSeq, a predicted model, not a curated record
ACCUAUUCAUGCCCACAUUAGUAUUGAACGACCAUCCCUUAUAGUACUAGUAGUUUUGGUUGAAUAGGAAGCAAAUCAAUAAUGUUACUCCGAAGUAACUCAUUUGGCACAACUAUACUGUGUCGCUCUUCAAUCCCCGGACUAUGUGCUAGCCCGAUGCUCGGCCCCUGUGAGCUCGACCCGUUGUUUCAAAUCUUUCACGGUGACGCCUGUUCCAUUUUAAUGUGCACGCUGCUGCGGUUGCGCGCGACCAACCUGUUCUACUGUUUCUUUCACUUGCAAUUCAUGGCCUGCAAUUUUCUUGGUCAAUCAUCAAGCUCAAGGGCCAAAAACUCUGGGAAAUGACACAUGCAAAUAUGCUCGAUCGAGAAAUCGGUUAGUA